AGAAGAAGAAGAAGAAGAAGAAGAAGAAGAAGAAGAAGAAGAAAGUGCCUCGUUUUAUUGUUGAAGGUUAAACGUCGUCCGUAGUACAGGUUGGGUUCCGACUAAAUUCGGACAGACAGACCGAUGGAUCCUAUGAAGGCGCAGCAGCUGGCGGCGGAGCUGGAAGUCGAAAUGAUGGCGGACAUGUACAAUCGCAUGACCAAUGCCUGCCACCGGAAGUGUGUGCCCCCCCACUACAAGGAGGCGGAGCUUUCUAAGGGAGAGGCAGUGUGCUUAGACCGCUGUGUGGCCAAGUACCUGGAGCUUCAUGAACGCCUGGGCCGCAAGCUGACCGAACUGUCCGUACAGGAUGAGGAGCUGAUGAAGCGUGCUGCUGUGGGCUCCGCCUCUGGAUAGGACUCCAGCCACCUGUUGGGCAACUGAGGGGGAAGGGUGGUGCUCACUGAAUCCUUUUUUUUAUUUUUUAUUAUAUAUAUAUAUAUAUAUAUAUAUAUAUAAUAAAAAAUAUCUAUAUAUAUAUAUAUAUGAUGAGGAACUCUGUGUACAUGAUGUCAUUCUCAGCCUCAAACCAGGGCCAAUGUGUUUGGUGGAGGAGGUGGUGGACAUGAAUGUGUAUGUGAAGUAUAAUACAAGUCAGCCAGCUUUUAUAUUACACUGCGUUUAACAUUGUUCUAAAACAAGCCAGAGUAAAACAGCUUGUAAUAAAUAGCUUUGUGUAUGCCAGUGGAGCCUAUUGCAUGCUUGUGUGUGCGCACAUAUGUGUGUGUUCUUGCAUGCCUCUGUGCGGGCAUAUAAAUGAGUGUGUACUUGCA
Conger conger (European conger) is the source of this 812-nucleotide messenger RNA. It is a transcript of the gene timm10, whose product is annotated as translocase of inner mitochondrial membrane 10 homolog (yeast). Bases 124 to 396 code for a protein of 90 amino acids. Gene Ontology annotation, cellular component: mitochondrial inner membrane. The record is from RefSeq and is a predicted model, not a curated record. The transcript has 2 exons. Lineage: Eukaryota; Metazoa; Chordata; Actinopteri; Anguilliformes; Congridae. Gene Ontology annotation, biological process: protein insertion into mitochondrial inner membrane.